AUGAUUCGCAUCAAUAACAAACAACGAGCUAACAGUGUUAUUUCUUAUUUAACUGACUCUUCAUAUACUUACGUUGAUAAUAUUACUACUGAUUAUGAAAUAAAUGACACUAUAUCUGUUCUAUUUUUGUCAUUAAGAUUUCAUUGCGCAAAGCCAGAAUACAUUUACAAAAGAUUGAAUAAACUAAAACCAUACAAAUUGAGUGUUAUAUUAUUAUAUAUAGAUAGUGAUAAUUAUUCUUCUACGCUUUUAGAAAUGUUUGAUAAGGUAGAAUCAACGCUUUUAUUGGGAUUUUCAAAUGAGGAGUGUGCGCGAUAUUUAAAAGGAUUAGACAUUAAUCAAAAUAGAUCAAUAAAUGUAUUACGAAGAAAAGAAGAAAGUUAUGAAACAUUUUUACAAUGUUUUCCAAAAAUUAAUGCCAAUGAUUCUAUUAGUAUUUUGAAGAAUUAUAAAAAUCUUAAUGAGUUUUUUAGCAAUCUCGAAAAAAAUUUUAAAAAUAUUUCUGGAAUUGGGGAUACAAAAGUGAAUGCACUUAAGGAUUACUUUGAAAAAGAUUUUAUUUAA
Molecule: messenger RNA, 564 nt
Organism: Vairimorpha ceranae
Lineage: Eukaryota; Fungi; Microsporidia; Nosematidae
Product: ercc1-like dna excision repair protein
Exons: 1
Coding region: 1-564 (187 amino acids)
Biological process (GO): UV-damage excision repair; meiotic mismatch repair; nucleotide-excision repair
Cellular component (GO): nucleotide-excision repair factor 1 complex; ERCC4-ERCC1 complex; nucleus
Molecular function (GO): damaged DNA binding; single-stranded DNA binding
Source: RefSeq, a predicted model, not a curated record